Messenger RNA from Kockovaella imperatae, 3447 nucleotides. RefSeq names its product secretory pathway protein Sec39-domain-containing protein. The transcript has 3 exons. Gene Ontology annotation, biological process: retrograde vesicle-mediated transport, Golgi to endoplasmic reticulum. Lineage: Eukaryota; Fungi; Basidiomycota; Tremellomycetes; Tremellales; Cuniculitremaceae. The coding region runs from base 65 to 3367 and encodes 1100 amino acids. The record is from RefSeq and is a predicted model, not a curated record. Gene Ontology annotation, cellular component: endoplasmic reticulum membrane; Dsl1/NZR complex. Gene Ontology annotation, molecular function: SNARE binding.
GUGCAUCAUUCACUUGAGCCCAUGCUUGGGUAUGGAUACACUCUGGUGCUAGAUACACAGACCCAUGGCUGACCAAGCUGAACCGCUGAUAAGCUCUUCUGGAGCUACUACAGGUGGCUUGGUAGACCCAGAAACACUCCUCCAAUCUGAUACAACGCUCACUGCCGAGCUGGUUCACCAAUGCCUUUUACCACUAUCCGACUCUGCCGCUCUGGAGCUAUGUCACAAUCUCCUAAUUUCCGGUAGAGUGGACCAUCCAGUACUAGCGCAACAGAUCAUCGAGCUUGGUCAGGCUCGUGGAGAGUCAAGUGUGAGGAAGGUGAACGAGAGAGUCCGUCAAGACUUGAACCUCAUACAGGAUGAAAGUCUCGAUUGGAGUUCCGAAUUGGCCAGGACUACCCUGACGCGGGUACUGGAGAAUGAAACGUCGGAGAACACGUCGGCAAUAGGGUAUGGACAUCUUGUGGACAUGAGACAGAGACUGGCAACAUUCGAGAUACUCGCUCCGCCGAGAUCGAAAUCUUAUGCUCAAGCGAAACCAAAGAAUCAAGGUGGAGAUGUCGGCGCACUUACCGACGUAAUGGAUCUAGACGAUCCAUGGGCUGAGGCAGACACAGAUCAAUCAGAAGGUGAAGUCACCAAAUCAGCAGAUGGUGCGGCAGAGCGCAUUGCAGAGCAGAGCUUGGAAGUCGACGAUCCUUGGGAAUCGGGUUCGACUCAUUCCGCGCAUUCGACUGUAUCACGGGCGAGCGACCGGGAGACAACGGCCCCCACGGCGAUCGACGAGGAUCUUCCAUUUACUCUCGGAAACUUUCUCUCGAUGAGCCUCGUUGAAUCGGCUCAGAGUCUAGCAUCUUCUUGCGAUUUAUCCCACCUGAGUACCUUGUGGAAAAGGCACGGUUUUGCCCUUUGGCCAUGGCGUUACGCCAUCCUCGAUGCUCUCCCACCCUGGUUCAAUCCUCUGGAUAUGGACGAUUCUUCACUGCUUCCGCGAGUGGGGCGUGAUGGCGCUGAAGACGGGCGUCCAGACAGCAAAGCUGUGUCCCUGGAUGAAGCUUUAGCGUACCAAGCGGCCAGCAAAAAAGCAAUGGCAGACCAGACGCAACCUCGCUAUGACCCGCUUUUGAACGAAGAACUCACGUCAUGGUACGUCGAAAAGGUCGAGAGCCUGGACACGUACGGCUUGAUCGAUCUCCAGCUCGCUUGGGUACAGCAAGGAGCGUCCAUGGGAUUAUCAGAUCUCGACGCGUUGGGUGAGGACCUGUCACUGCUAUCGAAGCUAGUCUACGACGCGGACCUGAGCCCCGACGCCGAGAGCAAUUGGACCCUUUCUUCGUGGCGAGAGACGAGCGAGAGGGAUGUCAUUCGGGCCUACCUAUCUAACUCGACCUCGGACAAUAUCGUCUCACAUAUUCGACGUCUCGUUCUCCCUUAUCUCUACGUGUUGGAGUCUAGAGCGGAACGGAGUGGGCAACCGGAUCCGCACUUGGUCGAACGAUCAUUUCAUGACGCUCUGUUGGACCUUCCGCUGAAACUCGCUCUACCUAUCUUUGAGGCGUCCAAAGCGACUGUUCCGUCUUCUGAGCGAUUGAUCAAGAACGACCUGACUGUCGCUCGAUUGGCUUUGGCAUGCUUGUAUGGUUCCGACCAAAAGGACGCAUGGUCAAUCAUGUCUUCGAUAUUUGAAUGUCUGCCUGUCUGGGACAUCUCAAGCUCGGAACGUGAUACUGAAUCAGAUCAAGAAUUGACCUCGACAACUCUCGACUCCAUCGCCUCGUUUGUGCGGCCCAAGAAGGCCGGCGAUCCUUCGCCAAAAGCCAAAGACCUGUUCAUCUUCUUCUCUCCGCUACCUUUCGCGGCAUUAUCUCGAGCUCUCGAUAUUCUGGACGUACACCUGGAAAGCGGAGAGAUUUUGGCGCGGUGGGAUACCCCGGUUCAGCUGAGAUAUCUGCUUCAAUCAGCUGGACACCAUCAAGACCAAAUCGAUCUCGCCGAACGAAUGAUCAGGAGGCAAUCUGAUAGAGGUGCACAAACGGACAGUAAAUGGACUUCACUCUGGACUGAUAUGCUAAAACUCAAUGGAGGGGAAGAUUCGUCGCUCAGGGGUGCAUUCGGGCGAUUGAACACACAAGAAAUGAUGAAGAUUUAUCUCGGAGGGGUGCUGUCUUCUGGAAAGUUCGACACAGCAAGGCGGAUGAUCAAGCAGCUUCAGAACGAACACAAACUCAGUGAUGACACAGUCGAACAAGUCGUCCUCGCGACUUCAAGAGACUUCUAUGACAAUGCAGAGAACGGCAAUAUCCAUACCGGCGCGAUGAAGCUAGCCUACGACUGUCUGUCGGUUCCCGCGUCGAGUCCCGCGAUUGCCGCUCAACGUGAUUUUAUUGAAGCAACGUCCCGAUUAUCAACUUUUGGGAUCCCUUCAACGUCUGGAUCCGGUGUCAUCACUCCUAUCGAGAUACGUCACGCCAAAUCCAAGUUGGAUCUUGUCCGUCGUGUUCUGCAGACUUCGCCUGAUGCAUUCCAGCAUCCUGAUCUGAUUCUUGACCUCUCCGACAAGCUGGGGUACAGGAACGAUAAUCAAGCGAGAAUUCAGGUCCUCGGCAUGCUCGUGGAAUCUGCCGUCAAAGCUGGAGACUUUGAUGCUGCCUUCAAGCAAUGCCAAGACAUGGUGACUUUGUCAAAGAAAAGACCUCGGGCUGCGAAGCCGACUGGGGAUGGAGAGGUCUCAAACUCCGAAACCAUCACAGAUCACCUAUGGAAAUCGUGUCUGCUCGUCGGAUCACAAACGGAUUUCGCAGAGAUCGACAAACGAAUGAUUCUUCUCGGACAAGCUAUCGAUUCUUGUCCCGCAGAAGAGAUUCCCGGUAUUUUGCAGAUUUGGCGUAAAGUCGAAUCGGGACAAAUCAAGCUAGACGAAGCUGCUAAGCGACGUCGUAUAGCUGGUAUCCGAUCAGCCACUGUUUUUGACUCUAAAACAAGCCAGAAUGGCAGUCUGGCCACCAGUCCCGUCGUUGGCGAGGCGAGAGUUUUGGGUAGUCGAACGGCAGCACGAGCAGCGAAAUUAGCAAUGAAUUUUGGGGAACGUCUCCGGCAUGCGGGAGUUAGCGGAGUCAGUCCGACGAUGACUCAUGGACUUGGAAUCGGAAGAACAGCAUCCCCUACCGUCAGCUCAUCAGGAGAAGGAAGGCGAUCGAACGACAGUGAUAGGCCGAGUAUCGGAUCGAUGUUAGACGGCUCGGGACUGGCUGUAGCGCAGGGGGCCGCGGAGGCAGAAAGAGUACGACAGCAAGCUAGGAGAGCCCUGGUCCGAGGUGUUGGCUGGCUGCUCGGCGCCGAUGAGAAGGAGCUUGGCGCCGGGGAGUGAUGCGGAAGCAGAUAUAACGCGUGGCUGCGUAUCAUAUAUUGCCUUCUUGGUCAUCAUCAUGAAUCAUGAAUCAUUCAGCU